AAAAUAUUUUGAUCAGUGACACAUAUGUUUCACGGUUGUCCUUACGUUAAAGGAAAUAUAUGACUAUGUAUAUCGGCUGUAAUGAAGAUACUUGAUAAAAUGUUAUAAGAUGUACAUGAAAAAAUAAAAACAAUCGACAUUAAUGAAUGUGGUUCAGACACAAAUAAGAUAAAUUCCAUUUAGCUUGGAAUCCCCCCAAAAUUUGUGAAGAAUACAAAACAAAGGAGCUACAGAACUCACUUUCAAUCAAAGUGGUUUUUCACAAGCUUCUGGUUUGUAUCAUUUGGGACCUUAUCAAGAAAUCAAAUGAAAUGAUGAGUUUCGACAGCAGACAUGUAUCCCUAUAGGAACGAUGUGCGUUAUACUUAAACUGGCAUGUAUUCUGUUUGGUUUUAUCAAACCCUUCGUAAGAUUUUUGCAUUAUCUGUAAAAGGCGAAAGUGACUAAGUACGCUGUAUGGUUAGGACUUUCUUUUGGGUUUCAUAAUUGUUUUAUGAGUUCUUCAUUUUUUUGAAUCCCUAUUUUACUUCUGCUAUGGACUUCUUGUAUUUAGCUCCGUCCUACCCUUCUAGUUUUCCUCCUAGGUUUGACAAUUCGGGGUUAUGAAGUGCUGUCUCUGCUUUUUCAGAACUAUCCGUAUCCUUUCACGCAACUCAGAUAAAAUAAAAGACAAGUUCUACUCAUAAUUUUCUAGUUUCCCUUAGAAAGCUAGAUUUACGGAUAUAUUGACUGGCGUUUUUAAAACCAAGGAAAACCCGAAGGAAAUUCGAUUGUGGACCGGUUUUUGGGCGAAUUCGAUUAACGUGCUCACAGUGGGCUUUUUAAUAUGUGUAGGAACAUUUUGCAAGGAACAGUGUAUCACCGUCUUCGGGAUUUUUAUCGCUUACGAACUUUAUGCCGUUUAUCAAAAAAUUUUAUCAAGUGGACAUGACUUUUCGUCUAAUAGUUUCAAAGACAAUUGCCAAAAAGACAAAACGUUCAAGGAUAUAGUUUCAUCUGCUUAUAAAAAAAUUCAGUUUAAGUUGUUUUCACCAGCGUGGUUUUCAUGUGCACCCGUCUACAGAAUGUUCAUUCUUCUAGUGUUUUUCAUUGCUAUAUUGAUUGCACGUAUUAAAAUAAUGGCUGGACAGUUGCCACAUUUUACAGAGUUUGAUAACCCAGCUUCUCAUGCACCUCCACUGACUCGUCGCCUCACUCAUCUUUACCUGGUUCCUGUUAAUCUAGGCUUAUUAAUAUUCCCUUCUAAUCUAUGCGCUGACUGGACUUUGGGAAGUCUAAAGCUUAUUCAAGGCUGGGCAGAUCCACGUAAUAUUUUGACGCUGAUGGCCUUCAGUUUCAUCUUAUUGCUAGUUUUCAUUACUGUUAAUUGGAAAACACCUUUACAUCAAGGUCGAGCUGUAUGUAUGGCUCUGAGUUUGAUGAUAUUUCCCUUUAUACCAGCCAGUAAUUUAUUUUUUCCCGUUGGUUUCGUUGUUGCUGAGCGUGUUUUAUACACACCAAGUUUGGGCUUUUGUCUACUUAUUGGUUUGGGUUUUGAAAAUCUACUUGGUCUUAAGUUUGUCCAGACAAACACUAUGACAAGUUCAAAAUCAUCUGAAGUAAAGAAAGUUUGCAGCUUCAAAAAUGGUCUUCACUCUCGAAAAUAUCCUCGAAUCUCAAUGGGACUAGUCAUUAUCGCAUUCGUUUGUAAGACUGUUAGACGCAAUACAGACUGGUCGAACGAAUACAAUCUGUUUACAUCAGCGUUAAAAGUAAAUCCUAACAAUGCCAAAAUGUGGAAUAAUGUGGGGCAUUCUUUGGAAGCUGAAGGAAAGUACUCAGAAGCACUCGGCUACUUUAGAAAAGCUGUCAAUGUUCAGCCAAAUGAUAUGGGCGCUCGAAUUAAUGUUGGCCGCACAUAUGUAAACCUGGGAAUGCCAGAUAAAGCAGAAGAAGCGUAUUACGGAGCGCUUGAAUAUUUCCCUAAACCAAAGAAAGGUCAAACUUAUUAUGCUCGUGUUUCUCCCAAAGAUCUAAUGGUUUUUAUUAAUCUUGCCAAUUUAUAUAUCACUAAAUCACCCCCGAGGCUUGAGGAUGCUGCUACUCUUCUUCGUCGAGCCAUUUCACUGCGAUCUGAUUUUGUGGACGCUUACCAAAACUAUGGUAGUGUACUUAUCAAGUUAGGAAGGUAUAAAGAAGCUGAGGAAGCGUAUAGAAAUGCUUUAUUGUACCAACCGAAAAGCCCAGAUUUAAAUUACAACUUGGGAGUUGUCCUCUUGGAGUCUCAUAAGAAAUCAGAGGGUUUGUCUUAUCUAAACACUGCCUUAACUUACAAUCCACAACAUGAGCCUUCCCUGUUUGCUGUUGCAUCAACUCUUGGUGAAUCAGCUAAUCCUGAUGACCAGCUAAGAGCAAUAAACAUCUAUGAACAUCUUCUCAAACAAAAUUUUGAACCGAUCAAAGUACAUUUCGCUUUGGGUAUGUUACAAACUGAUAAAAAGAACUAUAUCAAAGCAUCUAAACAUUAUCAGAAUGUUAUUAUUCUGGAUUCUGAUCAUAAAGGUUCAUUAUUUAACCUAGCUCUACUUUAUCGGAAUCAUCUUGGAAAACCAGAUGAUGCAAGGAAUCUCGCACUUCAUCUUAUCAAGGUUCAUCCUUCACAUAUAAAGUCUUAUUUACUUCUCGGAGAUAUAGAAUUAACUGAAAAAGCGAACAUAAAAUUAGCAAAGCAAUAUUUUGAAGAAGCGCUAAAAUUGGACCCAAAGAACAUUCAGGCAAAACAUAACCUUUGUGUUGCUUUGGCAGAUGAAGAUGAUCUAGAAAAAUCGGAAUCAUGCCUUUUAGAGGCUAUAGCCAUGGAACCAAAACCUCAAAACUAUUUACUACAACAUCUAGAAAUUAUACGUGGACGUCUGCAUUCUCGUGGAAAACAUGGAUAUACCAAGUUAAACAAUUAUAAGUAAUCGAACUAUCGAAAUCAUACAUGAUUCGAAUGUUUAAAAACUGUAUCCAUUAUUUCUGUGCUUAGAA
Messenger RNA from Schistosoma intercalatum, 3009 nucleotides. The record is from the annotation of a GenBank genome assembly. Lineage: Eukaryota; Metazoa; Platyhelminthes; Trematoda; Strigeidida; Schistosomatidae.